This is a messenger RNA of Closterium sp. NIES-65, 4887 nucleotides long. The record is from the annotation of a GenBank genome assembly. NCBI's taxonomy places the organism in Eukaryota, Viridiplantae, Streptophyta, Zygnematophyceae, Desmidiales, Closteriaceae.
AUGGCUACCCCUAGUGUCCUAGCUUUUGACGCUGAGGGUCGCGCCAUUGAUUUUGAGGUCUGGGUCGACGACCUGCAGCUGUUCUUACAGUGCGACAGGGCAGACGGCCUUUCUCUCUUUGACCUCACCUCUGGCGCCUCUCCUGCCCCUGCUGCUGAUGCUGAUCCCACUGUGCGCUCUCAGUGGGCCACCCGCGAUGCUGCUGCACGUCUUGCUGUGCGUCGCCACCUCCCUACCUCUGAGCGUGCGCACUUUAGUCAGUACAAGAGUGCUCAGACCUUGUACGACGCUGUAGUUGCGCGCUACUCUUCCCCUGCCACUGCUGCACUGAGCCGUCUCAUGCUUCCCUACAUCUUUCCUGACCUCUCUGCCUUCCCCACUGUCGCUGACCUCAUUCCGCACCUCCGCACUAGUGACACUCGCUACCGCGCUGCCCUUCCUGCUGAGUUCUGCGCUAAGAACCCCCCCCCCAUGUACAUCACUCUCUACUACGUAGUCGCGCGCCUCCCUGACUCCCUUGGCGUAGUCAGGGACCACUUUCUCGCAGUCUGUCCCACCACCCUCACCGUCGACCUCCUCGAGAAGGCCCUCCUCUCAGCUGAGAAGAGCAUAGUCGCUGUAGGGGCUUCUCUUGGUGACCCUCGCACCCCCAUCUUUGAGGGGUGCUCUCCUUCCCCCUUGCUGCCCUCUGUUGCCUCUGCUGCUGCUGCCGACCUGCUUGGUCUUGAGUCGGUCGGCGCGGCGUCUGCCCCUAGUGGGAGACGUUGCUCUGGCAAGGGCAAGGGGGGCAAGGGCGCGGGUGGAGCUGGAGGGAGCGGUGGAGGUGGCGGCGGAGGCGGCGGAGGGAGUGGGGGCGGCGGCGGGAAUGGUGGCGGGGGUGGUGGUGGUGGUGGCAACAGCGGCGGAGGAGGCGGUAGUGGCGGCGGCGGUGGUGGUGGUGGCAGCGGCGGGGGUGGAGGCGGCGGAGGAGGCGGCGGAGGAGGCGGCGGAGGAGGCGGUGGUGGUGGAGGGGGUGGAGCUGGUCGGGGUGGUACCCAGCAGCGGAGCGGCGGUGGUGGUGGCCAGCGCUCGCAGCAGCAGCAGCAGCAACGUUCGCGGGACAUCCCUCCGCCUCAGCAGCUCCGUGAGUGGUACACUCAGCGUCAGCGGGGUGCGGGUACUGGUCCUUGCACCUACGUCCUCCGUUCCGGCGACCGCGCGGGUGAGCAGUGUGGGGGUGCCCACCCCACCCAGUGCUGCUUUGGCCGCCUGACGGAUGCUUGGCGUCAGCAGUUCCCUGGGGCUAGUGAGAUCCCUCGCUGGGAUGAGCUUCUUAGGGCUGGUGUAGCGAUCUUUGAUCUUGAUUUUGAUGCUAUCCUUGCUGCUAUGUAUGCUGUGACUUAUAGUGAGGAGAAUGAGGGUUACCGGUGUUUCCCGCCCGACCCGGGCAUUGGUACUGCUGCGCUAGGUGCUUGUGAGGCUGCUGCUCUAGGUGCCAGUGCGUCUGCGCUCUCAAGUACUGGUGAGACUGCGCUCUCAGGUACUGCGUCGCCCUCGUCCUCCCUCACUUUCACACUUGACUCAGGGGCUUCUCGCUCCUUCUUUCGAGACCGCACUACCCUUACGCCGCUUGGCCGGCCGGUUGCGGUCUCCCUUGCUGACCCCUCUGGGGGUCCUGUCCUGUCUCACUUCUCCACUGUCCUCCCGUGUCCGGCUGCCCCUUCGGGCACCCUGUCUGGUCUGUACCUUCCCUCGUUCUCUACGAACUUGGUGAGUGGUGCAGCCCUGCAGGAUGCGGGGGUUCACCAGUUCACUCCUGCGAGUCAGCGGGUGACCCACUGCACGGACGCACGCACAGGCCGACACCUGGCCACCUUCUCGCGUCGGCCGGGGUCGAGUCUCUACACCCUGACCACUUCGUCUCCUCCUGUCCCUGCGUCCGGUCAGGUAGCUGCGUCAGGUCAGGUGUUUGCUGCUGCGUCCCGGUCAGGUCCUGAGUCUGCCCCCUGUUCCUGUCGUCUCUUGUCUCACGAGACUCUCCUGUGGCACCACCGUCUUGGCCACCCCUCCUUGCCCCGUCUUCGGAGCAUGGCUUCCCGUGUCCUUGUCUCUGGUCUCCCCCAGUCUCUCCCUCCUCUCCCCUCCGGGCCAGGACCUUCCUGUGUCCCCUGUGUCGAGGGUCACCUCCGGGCUACUCCUCACUCCUCCCACUUCCCCCCGACAGAGGCUCCCCUGGAGACGCUUCACAUGGAUGUGUGGGGCCCAGCCCCCGUCCGUGGGCAGGGCUACGAGCGCUACUUCCUGUUGGUGGUUGACGACUACUCGCGUUACACCACAGUCCUCCCCUUGCGCAGCAAGGGUGCGGUCACUGAGGUGCUGAUCGACUGGAUCCGCGAGGCUCGUCUCCAGCUCAGGAAGAGCUUCGGCUCGGACUUUCCUGUUCUGCGUCUGCACUCGGACAGAGGCGGAGAGUUCUCCUCUCGCCUUGUGCGAUACUACUGUCGUGCACGGGGGAUCCGCCAGACCUUCACGCUUCCGGACUCACCACAGCAAAAUGGGAUUGCUGAGCGCCGCAUUGGCAUGGUCAUGGAUGUCGCUCGUACGUCCAUGAUGCAUGCGGCUGCCCCCCAUUUUCUGUGGCCGUUUGCGGUGAGGUACGCGGCGCAUCAGCUCAACCUUCACCCCAGGGUCUCUCGGCCCGCGAUGUCCCCAGUCUUGCUGUGGACGGGGAAGGUUGGCGAUGCGUCGGCGUUCCGUGUCUGGGGAUCUCGGGCGUUUGUCCGCGACUUGUCUGCGGACAAGCUAUCCCCUCGUGCUUCUCCCUGUGUCUUCCUUGGCUUCCCCACUGACGCCCCAGGGUGGCAGUUUUACCACCCCUCCUCUCGUCGUGUUCUGUCCUCCCAGGACGUCACGUUCGAUGAGUCAGUCCCCUUCUACCGCCUCUUCCCCUACCGCACUCCUUCCCUCCCCCCUCCGCCGGACUUCCUUGUGCCGGUUACUGGUGACUCUGGUGCUGCUGCGGGUGCUGAGCCUGGGGGUGCUGACUCUGGGGGUGCUGUGCGCGGGGGUGCCGGGCCUGGAGGUGCUGCUACUGGGGGUGCUGAGCCUGAGGGUGCUGGGCCUGGGGGUGCUACUGCAGAGGGUGCUGAGCCUGGGGGUGCUGAGCCGGGGGGUGCUGUGCCUGUAGCUGCUGAGCCUGGGGGUGCAGAGUUGGGUGCUGCUGAGCCUCGGGGUGCUGAGUCUGGAGCUGCUGAGCCUAGGUUUUCUCCUGCUGCUGCGUCUCGGCGGGAGCCCCUCUCUCCACAGGAGCUGCGCGAGUGGUUUCCUCGCCGCUGGAGGCGUGCUGCUGGAGCUGGAGCUUCUUCGACAGUCGAGGGUGCUGGUGCUGCCGGUCCCGGAGCUGCUGGGCCUGCGGGUCCUACUGGAGCUAGCGCUACUGAGGGUGUUGGUUCUGAGACCACUGCUGUCUGUCCUCGCGGUGGUUCUGCUGCUGGUGCUGCUGGAGGUCCUGCCACUGGAGGUGUUGGUGGCGCUGGUGCUGUCGCUGAGGGUGCUGGUGCUGUCCCUGCUGAGUCUGGAGCUGCCGCGCGGCCUCGGCCGUACUUCGUUCCGCUCCUGCAGCAAGUUCUUGGUCUUUCUCCUCCGGUAGAGUGUCCACAGUCUGUCCAGUCGCAGUCACUGUUGGAGCCUUCCUCUCCUCUGCCUGCUCCCUCUCCUUACUCUGGUCCUACUGGAGGUCUUGCUGAGCGUCGUGAGCCUGCGUCUCGUCCCGCGUCGCCUGUUCGUGCUGCUCGCGCUAGUGGUCGCGGUUCGCGUCAGCGUCCUCCUCCUGUCCCUGGCACGCACCGGAUGUCUCUGCGUCCGUCCACUACUCCUCUACGUGCCCCUUUGCCUUCUCCUCCUGAGUCCUCCCUUCCUGCGCUUGCCGACCCUGAGUCGGACUCUCUUCGUGCUGCCAGUCCUACUGUCACGCGUCUGCUUGCUACUGUCGUCACUGACCCCUCUUUUGAGUCCACUGCUGCGUCUGCACUUGUCGCUGAGCUCGUCGACUUUGCUGCUCGCUGUCUUCUAGACUACGCUGCUAGUCUUGUUGCUGAGUCUGAGUCUGUCUGUCCUCCGUCCGUCGGGGGUGAGUGUGCUCUUGGCACGGACGUCCUAGAGGACAGGCAGGAGGAGUUCCAGUGUCUGGCUGCUGCUUCACCUCAUCUCGCGUCCGUACUGCUUGCUCCUGAGGGAGACCCGGAUGCACUAGACAUCCCGACUCCGCGCUCUUACGCGGAGGCCGUAGAGGGUCCCUACUCCUCUCAGUGGCAGGCAGCUAUGGAUGCAGAGAUGGCUUCCUGGAAGUCCACAGGCACCUACGUUGACGCAGUUCCCCCUCCUGGGGCGAACAUCGUCAGUGGCAUGUGGAUCUUCCGGGUGAAGCGGCCGCCGGGCUCUCCACCUGUCUUCAAGGCGCGGUACGUUGCUCGUAGCUUCACCGCUCAGCGCGACUACGAGCUUCACUCUCUCGACUUCAGCAUUGCGUUCCUGCAGGGUAGCUUGCACGAGGAGAUCUGGCUGCGCCGUCCACCUGGCUUCACUGGGUCUUUCCCUCCUGGCACCCAGUGGAGCCUCCGACGGCCAGUCUACGGUCUCCGCCAGGCACCGCGUGAGUGGCACGACACACUGAGGACUACGCUUGCGGCUCUUGGGUUUGCUCCCUCUACUGCUGACCCGUCGCUGUUUCUGCGCACCGACACGUCACUGCCGCCGUUCUACAUCCUCGUGUACGUCGACGACUUGGUCUUUGCCACAGCGGACACUGCUGGACUCGCCUACGUGAACUUCGAGCUGCUAAAGAGACACACGUGCACAGACCUGGGUGAACUGCGCAGCUACCUUGGCUUGCAGAUCACUCGGGAUUGA